AUGGCCCACAGAAGAAGCACAACCUCCUCCAUCUUGGACGUUUUCAGCCUGAAUCCUCUCCCAUACCCAGUUCUGCUAAUUCUAGCCGUCAUCUCAAUCUUCCUCGGCAUGUCUUGGUACUUCUCGUACGAGGAAGCCGUGGAAACCGCUGAAGAACAACUGAGUUGGGUCCUCUUGGCAACACCUGUCGUGUUAGUUGUCGUCGUCCGGUGGCUGUCGUCGAUGGAAAAUCCAGGUAGUAGUUUGUUUGCCACGUCGCCGUGGGACCAGCGCCGGCGGACCCACCAUCUCCCGUCGGAAGGGAGCUCCCCGUGGGCUGUGGCUGCUUUGAUUGUGCUGCUGCUUGUUAUGGUGCAAUACCGUUCUAUCUUUCUUGAUGGCUGGUCAAUUUAG
This is a messenger RNA of Corylus avellana, 393 nucleotides long. RefSeq lists its product as uncharacterized. NCBI's taxonomy places the organism in Eukaryota, Viridiplantae, Streptophyta, Magnoliopsida, Fagales, Betulaceae. The record is from RefSeq and is a predicted model, not a curated record.